GGUGUGACAGGUGACAGUUGUGACAUUGACAUAAUAGAAAUAAAAUAGAAAUAGGGAUGAAUUAUAUAAAUAAACAAUAAUCAAAUACAUAUUGAAAGAACAACUAUUUUUUCCGUAUGGAGAAGGAUCUGCAAAUCUGUAGAAUAUGUUUAAACACGAAUUUGGAACCAGAUCCUCAGGAGUUAAAUGAACAAUUUUCGUUUAUGUUAAAAGAAUUGACCAAAACUCAAAUUAAUGUUAUUAAACCUUACAUAUGCUCCAGUUGUAUCUCUCAAUUGGUGAAGAGCUAUAAUUUCAGAUUAAAAUGCAUUAACAACAGAAAUAAUAUUAUAAACUGUAUUAAUGAGAAAACUACAAGCAAAGAAAUUUUAAAAAUGGAAAAUGUGUGUUGUUUUUGCUUAACAGCUGAUUAUAAUUUUAACACAAUUAAUAUUAAACAAUAUUUACAGUUGUGUUUUCCUGAACUAGAUGUUAAAUCAACCAAAGAUGUGGCAGUGUGUCAUGAUUGUUGUGAAACAAUGAAAUGUACUUGCAUGUUUCUAAGGAUGUGCUUAAAUGUUGACAGAUCAAUUAAUUCCUAUAUGGCAGCUAAUAAAAUAAAGGAGAUCAUAUUAACACCUAAACUUCAAAUUUUAACAGAAAGUGAUGACCAGUGUCUACCAAUUGAAGUUAAAUAUAUGCCUGAGCCAGAUAAUAAUACAAAGACUGAAAUCAUUAAUAAUUCAAGUAUAUUUGGAACAGAUUCAAGUGUUGAAUAUGAACCUCAAUUUAAAACAUUAGAAUUGAAAGCAGAUCUGCAAAAAACAUCAACGUUAAAAGAGAGUAGUUCUAAUAUUGCAGUUUCAGAUGAAUUAGGUGAUUGUAAUAGUUUGAUCAAUGCAUUACAUAAUAAUGCGCAAAGUUCACUACAAAAUAUGGUUAAUGUUCCUCAUAUAACAAAUUUUGAGAAGAGUUACCAAGAAAUGUGGUCUAAUAAUCUUAAUUUAAUUAAUACUGACAAUGCCCAUCUAGAAAUGCAAACAAAUAUUAAUGGUACAUUUCAAAAAAAGACAUUUCCUUGCAAAAAGUGUGAUUAUGUGGGUACCAGUAGAGAAGAAUUAAAGUAUCAUUUUUUUACUCAUAGAAGCAAUUGCAGAAUUUAUAAAUGUGAAAAUUGCCCAUUUAUUACUAGACAUAAGAAUGUUAUCGACAACCACAAUUUGACUCAUCUUGCUGAUGAAGAUGUGUGUUGGUACUACUGUGAUAAGUGUGCUUACAGAUCUAGAAUGGUCGCAAAUCUGCAGAAACAUAAAUUUACCCAUAUUAAACAAACAGAUGAGAUGAAAAAAUAUAAAUGCGAGGAAUGUACCUAUAUGACAAUGUGGAAAAGAGAUUUGGAACGUCACAAAGUCAAACACCUUAAUCCAAAAUUUUCCUGCGACUUCUGCUCUUUUUCCACUAGACACGAACGGUACCUUAAACAACACAUUCAGAGGUUGCAUUGUGCUAGAGAAGAAUCGAAUGAAUUGUUUUAUUGUGCACAUUGUAACUUUAGUACAAAACAUAAGCGCAGCUUAAUACCGCAUAUGGUUAUCCAUAGAAAAUUAGAGGAUUUGAAAUGGUACACAUGCAGAUAUUGUCCUUAUAAAGCCAAAUGGAAACGAAGUAUUACAACUCAUGAAUUAAUUCAUGUUAAGAAGUUCAGUUGCGAUCAAUGCGAUUUCCAAACUACUUUAAGACGGUAUUUAAAAGAACACUUGAAAGCUCAUGAACCUCCUACACUGUACAAAUGCGAUCAAUGUGAUUUUUCUAGUCAUCACAAGCAGGCCAUCACUCAACACAACCUUAAACAUAAAAGUAUUGAUGAGGUAAAAUCGUACCAAUGUUCUAAUUGCUCCUACAGUGCCAAAAGAGCAUGCGAUUUAAAAGUACACUUCAUCUUUAUGCACACUGAAGCGAAAGAACAAUAUAAGUGCGAUACGUGUUCGUACAUUACCAGAUGUAAAAAACGUUUGACUCAUCACAAAAAGUUGGUGCAUGAGGUAUCAGGAGCCGUAAGAAAGUUUUACUGCACGUUGUGUACCUUCCAAACUAAGUACAAGAACAGUUAUGUUAACCAUCAGCUCAGUGUGCACAAACUUGACGAUUCUCCUAUCCUCAACUGUCCUGAUUGCAGCUAUACAACCCGUCGGAAGGAGAUGUUGCAAAAACAUCUUUUGGUGCACAAAAGCAUCUCAGAAGUAGAGAUUUUUGAAUGUUAUCAUUGCCGUUAUAAGUCUAAAUAUAAACGUGCUUUGAUCAAACAUAUGCAGGGUCAUAUGGGUUAUGUGAAAAACGAUACUAUUUAUCAAUGCGAACAAUGCGAUUUUAGAACUAAAUGGAAGGUUACUUUUAAAAAACAUGGUAAGAAACAUCCUCUGCCUAUUGAAGAAGUCAAAUUAGAGAUAGAAGUAGCGAAAACUGAGAUUGAAUGGAGGAGUGGUGAAAAUGAUGGUAUAUCUGAAGCAUAAAAUUAAUUAAAGUAAAACGUACUCGUUGUUAUGUAUUAAUAAUAGCAAGUUGAUAUUAAGUAUUGCGUUCUUAGAAAUUU
Molecule: messenger RNA, 2569 nt
Organism: Diabrotica balteata
Lineage: Eukaryota; Metazoa; Arthropoda; Insecta; Coleoptera; Chrysomelidae
Source: the annotation of a GenBank genome assembly